AUGAUGAAAUUUUUUAUAGUAUCAAUUCUAUUCACAACAUUACUCUCAUGCUAAGUUUAUUAUAACAGUGACAUCCGAUUUGAUUUCAGCAAUGCAUAAGCCAAUAAUUUGGCAUAUGGAAAUGAUGGGAAAUCCUUAUUCAUCACCUUAUGUGGACUCUUAAAUUAUAAAUGCGAGAAGUCUAAAUCCACUAGAAUUUUAGAAGAAACUAAAUCUGAUUCAUCUAAUACACCCACUACUAAUACUGAAACUACAAAUACAAAUACAUCUACAAAUGAAAACAAAACAAAUACAGACACAGUAAUUGAUAAAAAUUAAGAUGGCAAUAUUGACAAGAGUGAUACUACGACUUCAACAGAUACAAACACUCCAGCAAUAGAUGAUUAAAAAAGUGAAUCUUAAGUCAUCGAAAAUAAAACAAAUGAUGAAAAAAAUGAUAAGGAUGAUGAUGCAAAUGAACUUAAAUAUGUAAACAAUGAUAAAACAUAAUCGCUUAUUGUUGCCUAAAAGAACACAUGUACUCCUUAUUCUGAAUAAAGCAAUGUAGAUCCAAAUCAAUUAACCUUAUUGGUCGAAAAUAAACCAUUUCAAGGAUUAGUUAUUGAAAGAAGAGGAAUCGUAGAAAAGGAGACUUUUAAAUUAAAAUUGAAAUGUUCUGAAUCAGAUGUAAUGACAAUAGAAGACACUGAUAAAGAUGGAUAUCUAUUCAUCUUAACAACAUCAUCUGCUUGUCCAAUCUUAGUUUAUAAUCCUAUUACUUAAUUCUUUAUGGAUUUUAAAUUGCUAUUCGUCGUAAUUCUUUGGGUGGUUGGAAUAUUCUUACUACUUUUAGGAUACUAAUUAGCGUAAUUGUCAUCUAUGAUACUUGCUGUUCUAAUGGGUUUUGGAUUCACAACCAUUGUCAUAGGAGAAGCCACAUUAAAUAGCGACUCUAGUUAUGCAGCUACCUGGGUAGUAGUAGGAUCAGGAGUAUUAGUAGCUUUCAUAUAUUUCAAUGCUUCUAUGUAAAGAUUCUUUUUCCUUCUAUUUAAUUUUGGAUUCAGUGUUGGAGUAAUUUUAUCUUUGAUGAUUCAAUCCUUGUUUUACUAUUCAAUAGAAACAGAUUUGAUGUUCUUCCCUUUAACAAUCUCCAUUAUUGUUUCUGGAGGUAUUUUAGGGUUGCUUGGUCUCAGAUAUAAUCUCUAGAUGGGAAUUGUAUCUACUUCAUUAGUUGGUGCUUAUUGCUUAAUAAGACCUAUUGGUUUUCUUGCAGGAGGUUACCCAAACGAAUUGUUGUUAACUAAAAAGGCUGAGUAUGGAUUUGAUAUCGAUAUUGAAUAUUCAGUUUAUGCCUAUAAUGCUGUGAUUAUCCUAGUGGCCAUAUUUUUUGGAAUCUUUUAAAGAAGAUAACAUCUAAAAAGAGUGGCUCUUGACGAUCAAUUAUAGGCUGAUAUCAGAUAUUACGAAAUGGGUAAUGUAGAAGAUGAAGAAAAAUAAAAAAGAUAAAGUAAAAAUAGUGAUAAGAAUGUGACUGUCAUUUUUGCUAAACAUCUUGAAAAUUAAGGUGAAGAACUUUAAGAUAAAAAAAGACACUCUCAUUUAACUGGUAGUGAUAUCAAUGAUUGA
Molecule: messenger RNA, 1605 nt
Organism: Paramecium tetraurelia
Lineage: Eukaryota; Ciliophora; Oligohymenophorea; Peniculida; Parameciidae
Exons: 3
Cellular component (GO): plasma membrane
Source: RefSeq, a predicted model, not a curated record